AUAAGAUCAUGGCGUACUAUUUCACUUCUUUUAGUAGGAAACUGAAUCAUCUCUGUAUCUUAUUGUCACGCAAAGCCUUCGGUCUCCUCAAAUCCUUGAUGGGUUUGGUUCAAACUUGUUUCAAGCCAUUCUGGAUUCAAAUUUCUUAUUUCAUAAUCGUGUCUGUUGUUGGGUAUUUGUCUCUGAAGCUCUCAUCAAACCCAAAAUCAAGCAACUCAAUUACUCCCAAAGACUUUGAUCUCUUCUUUACAUCUGUGUCUGCCACUACUGUUUCAAGCAUGUCCACCAUUGAAAUGGAGAUCUUUUCAAAUACCCAACUCAUCAUCAUCACCGUCUUAAUGUUUCUUGGUGGGGAGGUCUUCACUUCCUUUCUUGGCCUCCAAUUCCACAGAUUGAAGCUCCCUAAACGGAAAUCCUCCAACUCUGUUGAUCAAAUUGAGAUGGGUUUGGUCAAUUCUGAAAAACCCAGUUCCAAUUUUGAUCCCCAAAGCUUGAAUAAUGAUGUCUUGAUCAAGUAUAGCGCAUUGAGGUGUUUAGGGUAUGCUGUUUUGGGUUACCUUUUAGUGGUUCAAAUUGCUGGAUCUUGUUUAGUUCUUUUGUAUGUUAGUGUCAAAGACAGUGCCAGAGAACUACUUAAAAACAGAGGAAUUCAUGCACUAACGUUUUCAGUGUUCACAGUAAUAUCUACUUUUAGCAACUGUGGGUUUGUCCCAACCAAUGAAAACAUGAUGGUUUUCAACAGAAAUUCAGGUCUCCUACUUCUUCUAAUCCCACAAAUUCUUCUAGGAAACACAUUAUACCCUCCCUUCCUAAGAUUUCUGAUAUGGGUUUUGGACAAAAUUACAAAGAGAACAGAGUAUAGUUACAUAUUAAAGAACACUAGAGAGAUGGGUUAUUCCCAUUUGUUUUCAACUCUCCAUUGUUCAUUUCUGCUAGUUACAGCAUUUGGGUUUGUAUUGGUACAAUUUGUAGUGUUUUGCAUCUUGGAGUGGCAGUCAGAAUCCAUGGGUGGCCUAAAUGGGUAUCAGAAGUUUGUGGCUGCUCUGUUUCAGGUUGUCAAUUCAAGGCAUGCUGGGGAAUCUGUGGUUGAUCUCUCAAGCAUUUCUCCAGCAAUCUUGGUGCUCUUUGUGGUCAUGAUGUACCUCCCUCCAUAUACUUUGUUUUUGCCAACCAAACGACAGGCGGAUGUGAAGAAGAGUCAGAGAACUAGUGGAUUUGUGGAGAAUGUUCUGUUCUCACAACUCUCCUAUUUGGUCAUCUUUGUUAUUCUCAUUUGUAUCACAGAAAGAGACAAGAUGAAGAAUGAUCCCCUCAACUUUAAUGUCUUGAACAUCACCCUUGAAGUUAUAAGUGCAUAUGGAAAUGUUGGGUUCUCGACUUGCUAUAGCUGUAAACGACAGCUUAAACCUGAGGGUACCUGCAAAGAUGCAUGGUAUGGAUUUGUUGGAUGGUGGAGUUACAAGGGAAAAUUAAUCCUCAUAUGUGUUAUGUUUUUUGGAAGGCUCAAGAACUUUAACAUCAAUGGUGGUCAAGCAUGGGUGCUUAUGUAAAUAGUGUUAUAUUUUCUAUAUAUAAAUAGUUGUAAUAUAUGUUUUGGAUAGCCAUCUUUUCUUUUCUUUUCUUUUCUUUUUUUUCCCCUUUUAGCUUCUUUUUUGAGAGAGGUUGGGGUAAGUCUGCUCAUGUAAUAGUAUUGUAUUUUUCUUUAUA
Molecule: messenger RNA, 1707 nt
Organism: Tripterygium wilfordii
Lineage: Eukaryota; Viridiplantae; Streptophyta; Magnoliopsida; Celastrales; Celastraceae
Product: sodium transporter HKT1-like
Exons: 3
Coding region: 9-1550 (513 amino acids)
Biological process (GO): transmembrane transport; monoatomic cation transport
Cellular component (GO): plasma membrane
Molecular function (GO): sodium ion transmembrane transporter activity
Source: RefSeq, a predicted model, not a curated record